AUGAGUCGUACUUCCCGUCCUCCUCUCGACCUUCAUCCUUUCCCACUCUCCCCCCCAGCGACCCCUAUCGAUCGCCUCUACAGCACCACGGAACACUCCGACGUCUGCAAGCCAGCCUCGCUCAACCUGGACCCAAGCCCCCCCCCGUUCAUGGCCGCCGACCCGCCUGCCACCCUGGCCGGCCUCUCCUCUCUCCCCUCGGACCUCCUCCUCCUCAUCGCCGCAAAACUCGACCCCAUCGACCUCGCCAACCUCGCGGCCACCUGCACAUCCUCCCUCCGCUUCGUCGACGACCUCGCAUGGCGAGCCUUUGUGCAGUCACGCCAGGCACCCCUCGUCCUCGAUCGCACCGCAUCCAUACCCGCGCCCACAGCACCCGACCUCGCCCUCCAACGCUCAGUCUGGUGGCACCGUGCAAAGUUCCACCUCAGCCUCUCCCGAGCAUGGCAGCAAAAGAUCCUCCUCGCCACUCAGCAUGACCUCCCCUUACCCGGACACGCCUCGCGCGCCCACCAAAAGCUAUCGUCGAGCGCAUCGCGAGCCGUGGCCAGACCGCCGCCCGCCUCAGACUUUCACAAGUCGGCCAAGCUCGCCUUCGCCAUGCCCUACCUCGUCCUAGGGCACAGCAGGCUCGUCGUCGCCGUCAGAUCCGACCUCCACCUCUUUGAGCGCACCCAACUCACCUCGAUCGACACGCCAUCCCUGCAGGCCCUCGACUUCUCAAAGUGCCACACCCUCCACCUCGAUACCCACGGCCGGCCGGGGUCAGACCACUCCAGGGCCACACCCAACCCCUGGCAGGACAUCACCGCAAUCAAAAAGGUCGACGACGACUGCGACGAGCUCGUCGUCGGCUUCGCGAACGGCACCCUCCAGCGCAUCCGUAUAGUCGCACAGCGGGGCAAACGCAACAAGGCCUCACGCUUGCAUGUCAUCGUCGUCGAGACAAUUGCCAGCCCGCGGCGCCGCGAGAUCGCAGACGUGUCCUCAAGCAGGCUCGCGCAGACCGACGAGAUUGUCCUGGCGUCCAUCUCAAAGAGAGGAGCCCUGCAGGUUGUCACGGUGCCGGCGGGACAGAGCACCGGCGACAAUGAUGCAUCCGACAUGCGGCAGGUCGAAGAGUGGCAGAUCGACCACGAAGGUCGGCCUUCCCAUCGUCGCAGCACGGAUCAGUCCAGCACGUCGACUUCGACAUCCGACGGCGACGAAGGGUCGGCGACGCCCUCGAGAAGCUUCCGCAGCCCAGCCUUCCAAAACGCCCCCUUGACUGGCUCGACGGGCGUCAAGGGCACCCGGGCAUGGUGCGUCCACGUCGGCGGCGGUCAGGUGGUCGGCGAGCAGGACCAGAGAUGGGUCGCCGUCGGCCUGACUGGCGACCCGGCGUUAUUUAUCUACAUGCUCAAACGUCGAGCGGGUCUCGGCCGCACUGAGCUGGGGUCGACCUACCCUCUCACCUCUUCGGGACGACGCACCUCGGUGUUUGCGCUCGCCACGCCGCCGCCCACGUCAAUCGUCCCGCCCUACCUCCUCUUUGCAGGCUUUUACGACGGCUCGGUGCGGGUGUACGACACGCGGCAGCUCUACCGGCGGCGCCGAGCCAGCGGCAGCGAUGGCGGUGCCAGCGACGAAGCCACGCUGCGGCCGGUGGCGACGUUUUCCGAUGCGUUUGGCGACGCGGCCGUCUACUCGAUCGCGUUUGGCGGAGUCGGGGGAUGCAUGCUCCUCGCUGGCAAUCGCCAACAUGCACGGGUCCGCAUCUGGGAUCUGCGCGAGCUCGUAGUGCGCUUCGAGCCCGGCUCGCUCGGCCGUCCACGCUCCGACUCGACUUCGCAGAUACUGACACGCAGUCGACACCGCAUCGUCCGCCCAGAUCAAGACGACGAAGACGACGACGACGGUGGCGAUAGGGAAGAGGGUGCGGGCAGAGAGGGACCGGGAGCGUGGUUCGUCUUCCCCGCCUACCCGUCUUCGUCGCCGCAGUACAGCAUCGUCGCGGAUGCGGACCGGGUGUGGGGUGUGACGGAUCGAAAAGUGUGGGUGCUCGAUUUCGGUCGACCCUGCCUCGACCUCUGCCUCGCCCCACGGUCCGGGCCGGAGGUGCGAGGACAUUCACCGACGAGCGGGGUCGACGAGCGUAAUGACCAAGUGCAAGACCAAGACGAAGGCGAAGGCGAGGCGACCGGGUCCCACGUCAUGGGGACGGUGGCUUACUUUGAGCAUGAGCGCAGCCUGUUUUUGCGCAGUCGGCUGGCGUUUUGA
This is a messenger RNA of Pseudozyma flocculosa PF-1, 2259 nucleotides long. RefSeq lists its product as uncharacterized. Gene Ontology annotation, molecular function: protein binding. The record is from RefSeq and is a predicted model, not a curated record. Bases 1 to 2259 code for a protein of 752 amino acids. Lineage: Eukaryota; Fungi; Basidiomycota; Ustilaginomycetes; Ustilaginales; Ustilaginaceae. The transcript has 2 exons.